Messenger RNA from Zophobas morio, 1690 nucleotides. RefSeq names its product plastin-1-like. NCBI's taxonomy places the organism in Eukaryota, Metazoa, Arthropoda, Insecta, Coleoptera, Tenebrionidae. Gene Ontology annotation, biological process: actin filament network formation; actin filament bundle assembly. Gene Ontology annotation, cellular component: actin filament bundle; cytoplasm; actin filament. The record is from RefSeq and is a predicted model, not a curated record. Gene Ontology annotation, molecular function: actin filament binding. The transcript is spliced from 17 exons. The coding region runs from base 93 to 1658 and encodes 521 amino acids.
GUCUCUUUUGACUUAUGCACUGCUAACUACAUAUAUUUUACAUCCCUACUGUUAUAUUAGAAAGUUGUAUAGUUUGCUGAAGGAAUUAUAUAAUGAACAGCGCUGAAACUUCUCUAUUUGUCCAAUAUUUUAACGAAGUUGCGACGACUCUUCCUUCCUGUUCCGGUUAUCUACCUUUCACUGAAGAGAAUAUAUUUGAAAAACUUACCGACGGCAUUUUUUGCGGAAGACUUUUAGAAGCUGUUCCCAAAGCCAAGUUAAACUCUAAAUUAUUAAAUAUUCCCGCCACCGAUGAUCAAUCGAAAAAAGCAAAUCAUUCUCUAGUUCUCGCUGCUUUAAGGAAAAACUUAAAUUCGACCAUAACUUGCAACGAAGCUGAAUUGCUUAGCGGAGAACAUAUAGAGAUGCACGAUUAUACUUGGGAAGUUUUGAGAGCCCAUCUUUUAAGAUAUGCCUCCCUAAACGAACGCCUUCCUUUGAUACGCUCUUUAAAGAAAGGAGAGGACUUGACGGUUCUGCUAAGCCUGGAUCAGGAGCGCGUUGUACUCCGCUGGGUCAACUACCACUUAGAAAAGGCGGGAGAAGAGAAGAGGGUCAAACGCUUCUCCGUCGAUUUCAAGGAUGUUGAAGUGUGGGUGCAUGUCUUGGGACAGGUGUGCAGCGAGCUCAAGCAGAAGUUUAUGGAUGUACUCGGACACACAACGCUGGAGGAGCGAGCAACUGCGCUGUUGAACGUCUGCAAAAGUACUAAUCCUCCGCUGGACAAAUAUGCAACCGUGGAAUCGAUUGUACUUAAUUAUUGGAGGGUCAACAUGGCAUUUACGGCCAAUAUUUUCAAUAACUUUCUGGGUAUGUUCCUGCCUAGUGAAGAGGAAAUGGACAAAACUUUAAAAAGUUUUCAAGCUUUGAGAGUGAAACUGGCAGACUGCGAAGCUGAGUGCAACAGCCACAGAAAAACACUCGAAGCUUUAGAGCAAGAGAAAGGCUUGUGCGCUGCUCAGGAAAGGUGUGCGCAGACGUGGUUUGAGAUCUUCGAACUGCUUAGCAGGAGGGAUCAGCUGAAUGGACAACUCGGUAAAUUAGAGGAAGAGAAGGCAAAACUGCAAAGGGAACUGGAGAAGCAAGACUUAAGCGUCCACGAAGUAAGCGACAAGUUGAUCAACACUACCAACCUGGUCAACACCAAGUCAAGAGACGUCGCCGAUCACAUUGAAAAAGUCAACACUCUGAUAGAGGAGAGCUGCAAAAGGGCGCCGGAAGCGAACGUAGAACUCGCCCUCUAUGACGCGAGUGACGAAAACGCCUCUCUGAGUAAUGCGCUGCGGGCACAAGAAAAGCUGUUGAACUUCUAUAAAAUGGAGUUGAAGGCUAAGCAAGAAGAUCACGUAAAACGUCAAGAAGCUGCUGAAAGCCAAUUGGCGGAAAUCAACGAACUGGUGUCAGAGUUCCUGGAUACGGAGCAAUCCGACGCUUUAGACGCCAUUAACAACCUGAAGCGUCUUCUAGAACUACUGGUGGAGAAGUGUAAGAGGCAAAGCCUGCAGAUUGCCAUGAGCGACAGCAAGAUCGAGAAGAUUGACGACUUAAACGCCUUGUUUUCCGAGAAGGUCAGAGACUACGCCGAGCAACAGAUCGAGAAAAAGAAGAAAAAGAAGUGAACGGCGCCCGCGCAUCCGCAAUAAAGCUCAUA